GGGGAGUGUGAGGAAAGCGGCGGGGCUUCUUGAGGGGGCCCCGCGUGAGAGGGGGGGGAGGGGGGGCUGCUGAGGCGGUCCUGGCCGAGGGGGCGAUGGGCGGCGUGCGCUGGGCCUUCCCCUGCGCCUCCUGGCGUCCCCGCCGCGAGGAGUGGCUGCUGGCGGCGCGGCUGGUGCAGCCUGAGGAGAAGGAGCGCAUCGGGCGCUUGGUGUUCGCCCGCGAUGCCAAGGCUGCCUUGGCUGGUCGCCUGCUGAUGCGGAAAUUAAUUGCGGAAAAGCUGUGCAUACCUUGGAAUGAAAUACACUUGCAAAGGACAUCAAAAGGGAAACCUUUCCUGGCAAAUACCAUACUCGAUGUCUGUUCGAAUUACAACUUCAAUGUCUCUCAUCAAGGGGAUUAUGCAGUUCUUGCAGCUGAGCCUGAGCUCCAAGUUGGCAUUGAUGUUAUGAAGACUAGUUUACCAGGUAGCAGCUCAAUUCCAAAUUUCUUUCACAUCAUGAAGCGACAGUUUACUGAGACAGAGUGGGGUGUAAUCAAGUCUAUGAAAAAUGAAUGGAUGCAGCUAGAUAUGUUUCAUCGGCACUGGGCCCUAAAAGAAAGCUUUUUAAAGGCUAUUGGAGUUGGAAUUGGCUUUAACUUACAAAGAAUUGAAUUUAAUGUGUCUCCAUUGCAACUGGAAAUAGGGAAGGUGUAUAAGGAGACACAAAUGUUGCUGGAUGGAGAUAAAGAAGAAGAGUGGACUUUUGAGGAAACCCGGUUAGAUGACUAUCAUCAUGUAGCAGUGGCUCUUGGGAAGCAGGAGGGAUUUGGACAGCAACAUUCUGAUGUGUGUUCCACAGAACCUAAUCAACCACAGUUUACACUAUUGACUUUCGAAGAUUUAGUCACGUCUGGUAUUCCAAUCGCACCUGAGGAUUCUGCAUGUUGGGAUAACUUUUGUUCUAAGCAGGAGAGUCCAGUGAAACAGAGUUCACAUUCAAGAUAAGAAUGCUUACAAGCAGCGGUAAGGGGGA
Oxyura jamaicensis (ruddy duck) is the source of this 1014-nucleotide messenger RNA. It is a transcript of the gene AASDHPPT, whose product is annotated as aminoadipate-semialdehyde dehydrogenase-phosphopantetheinyl transferase. Gene Ontology annotation, cellular component: cytosol. Gene Ontology annotation, molecular function: holo-[acyl-carrier-protein] synthase activity; magnesium ion binding. The record is from RefSeq and is a predicted model, not a curated record. Lineage: Eukaryota; Metazoa; Chordata; Aves; Anseriformes; Anatidae. Bases 96 to 986 code for a protein of 296 amino acids. The transcript has 6 exons.